AUGACCGACUCAGCCGCCGGAACCUCCGCCAUCCGCAUGAACUACACCACCGACUGCGAGGCGGCCAUCAACAAGCAGAUCAACAUCGAGCUCUACGCCUCGUACACCUACAUGUCGAUGGCCUUCUACUUUGACCGUGACGACGUCGCCCUCCCCAAUGUCGCCAACUGGAUGCGAAAGCAGAGCGAUGAGGAGCGCGAGCACGCCAUGAAGCUCAUGAAGAUGCAGAACCAACGUGGUGGCCGCAUUGCCCUCCAGGCCGUGCAGAAGCCCGAGAAGGACAGCUGGGGAUCAGCGCUUGAGGCUUUCCAGGCCGCGCUCGCCCUCGAGAAGUUCAACAACAAGAGCCUGCUCGAACUCCACGGCGUCUGCGCCAACUCCAACGACGCCCAGAUGACGUCGUUCGUCGAGGACACGUUCUUACACGAGCAGGUGGAGUCGAUCGAGGAGAUUGGCCGCAUGGUGGCCAACCUGAAGCGCGCCGGGCCGGGUGUCGGCGAGUACCUCUUCGACCGCCAUCACUUCGGAUCAUCC
This is a messenger RNA of Mesorhabditis spiculigera, 534 nucleotides long. The record is from the annotation of a GenBank genome assembly. Lineage: Eukaryota; Metazoa; Nematoda; Chromadorea; Rhabditida; Rhabditidae.